AUGGUCCGCGAUACAAGACAGAUCGUAACCCGCAACCUUCCGCGCGGAGAGCGGGGUGGUCUCCGUAAGCGAGACGAUAGUCUUCUCGAUGGCCCCGUAGAUAGUCUCGAAGUAGACGAUCACAUCGCCCUGCUGGAAAGUCAAGUUGCGGAGGACCGUAUUGAUGCCCGUCGUCGCGUUGUGGACAAGGACGCAUUCAUUAGUGGGUACGGAGAGUAG
This is a messenger RNA of Monascus purpureus, 219 nucleotides long. The record is from the annotation of a GenBank genome assembly. NCBI's taxonomy places the organism in Eukaryota, Fungi, Ascomycota, Eurotiomycetes, Eurotiales, Aspergillaceae.